AUGCCUUCAAGAAACAGUAUAAAUAGACCAAAAGAUAAGUUAUACCGUGCUAGCCACAACAACUCCAUUGGUAAAAAGAGGGUUGCUCGUGCCAGAAAAGCUGCCCCAACCAGAUCAUCUACAUCUCGUUAUAAUACCAGUAGUGCUCCAACUCCUACUGAAUCUAAAGCAGUCGCAUUAUAUAAUGGUGGUAAUCCAGGAACUGUGUUAAGUAGUACAUCCUUAUCCAAUAAGAGAGCCAAAAAACUUUCAAGAAACCAAAAAUAUAUCAAUAAAAGAAAUGAACAAUUAAGUAUUGAUGUAUUAGCUAAACAAGAAGAAGGUAUGGAUAUUGAUGAAACUUCAAGAGCAGAAGAAGAAAAGAAACAAAAGGAACAAAGUCAGUUAGAUAAGGUUAAACAAGCUUUAUGGGCUGUUGUUGAAGAUGCCUCAAGUGCAUCAUUCAAAGUCAAUACUGAAGGUGAAGGUACUACUUUAGGUGUUCAAGCUUUUUAA
Hyphopichia burtonii NRRL Y-1933 is the source of this 495-nucleotide messenger RNA. RefSeq lists its product as uncharacterized. The transcript has a single exon. The coding region runs from base 1 to 495 and encodes 164 amino acids. Lineage: Eukaryota; Fungi; Ascomycota; Pichiomycetes; Serinales; Debaryomycetaceae. The record is from RefSeq and is a predicted model, not a curated record.